Messenger RNA from Pedinophyceae sp. YPF-701, 2082 nucleotides. NCBI's taxonomy places the organism in Eukaryota, Viridiplantae, Chlorophyta, Pedinophyceae. The record is from the annotation of a GenBank genome assembly.
AUGUCGGGGGACGCAGGCGACGCAGAAGGCCCCGCGCCGCACAGCCUGCAGAACGAUGCGACGGGCGCGCCGCCCUCCAAGCGGCCCCGCGACGCGUCCGAGCCGGAGGAGGGCCCUGAUGCGAAACGCGUCGUCGGCGCCGAGGCCCACCCCGCGCCGGGGGGCGACGGCAACGACGCGGCGACGAACGGCCAGCACGGCCAGGUCGGCGAGCACGGCGACCCGCCGGCACACGCUCCGGAGCCCCACGCCGCCCCGGAGCCAGCAACCGCCGCCGCGCCUGCACAACAGCAGCCUCCGCAGCCAGCCUCCGCGCCCGCACCGGACGCCGCGGCCCAGGACACCUCCCAGCCCGCAGCCGCCACACCAGCGGAGCCGCCCACCGCGGCGGGCGCCCCGGGGGGGCCCGAGCAGCAGCCUGACGCCGGUGCGGCAGUGGCAGACGGCUCCAAGGGCGGGGGCGCGGCGAAGGCGGAGGGCGGCGCCGACGUGGGCGCGCAGGGGCCGUCCGAUGCGCAGGGCGCGAUGGGGUCGCUCGGCAUCCCCCCGAUGGCGUUCAACCCUGCGAUGAUGUCGUCGAUGCAGCACAUGCCCGGGCAGAGCGGGGCGAUGAUGCCGGACGCGGGGGCGAUGCAGAUGAUGGGCGGAAUGCCGAUGUCGGGGUGGAUGCAGCAGGCGCCGCCCAGCAGCGGCGGGCAGGACGGCACGGGGGGCGCGAGCGCCGCGCCGUGGCUCGUCCCGCCUCCCAUGGCCGUCGUGGCGGACGGCGGCAGCGCGGACCAGAACAAUGCCAACCCCUUCGCCGGCAUGGCCGGCAUGGCCGGGAUGCCCGGGAUGCCGAUGCCGUUCCUCUUCCAGAACGCGGAGAGCGCGCGCAUGCUGAACGCGCUGGACGCGAACAACAGGGCCGCGCUGGGCGGGCUCGACCUCGGCGCGAUGGGCGCGGUGGGCCCGGGCUUCGACCCGUCGGUGUUGAUGGGCGGCAUGAUGGGCGGGAUGCCCUUCUUCCCGCUGCAAAGCUUCGCGGCGCCGCCGCAGGCGCAGGCCGGGCGCGGGCGGGGCCGCGGGCGCGGCGGCGGCGGCGGGCGCGGGCCGCGGACGCCCGGGCAGCGUUCGAGCAAGUGGCGCGGCGUGUCGGCGCACCGGCAGCCAGGGAAGUGGAUCUCGCAGAUCAAGGCCGGCGGGAAGCAGCCGGUGUACCUGGGGUUCUACACGAGCGAGGAGAUGGCGGCGCGAGCGUACGACCGCGCGGCGAUCAACGUGCACGGCCGCGACUACCCGAACCUGAACUUCAACGCCUCCACCUACGGAUCCCCCGAGGAGUUGACGGUGCUGGAGAACCGCGAGUUCCAGGACCUGGUCGAGGAGCUGAAGCUGACGGCGCGCGGCGCGGACCGCAAGGUCGGGCGCGUGGACCCGUCGAAGUACCGCGGCGUGGCGCCCGACAAGACGAACAAGUUCCGCGUGCAGAUCACGCGCGACAAGAACCGCACCGCGUACCUGGGGCUGCACGAGGACGAGGCCACCGCCGCGCGCAUGUACGACCGCGCCGCACUCAAGCUCAAGGGCGACAAGGCGCGCACGAACUUCGACGCCACCGCGUACGCCGCGGAGAUGCAUUUCAUUCAGCACACCGACCUGGACACCCUGAUCCACCUGAUCCGCCACGGGGAGCCGACGUACCUCGAGGCGGUGCAGACGGGCGACAUCCCGCCGAGCAUCGCGAGCGCUGCGUCCAAGACGAUGGGCGGCGGCGGCGGCGGCGGCGCGCAGGGUGUGGCGUUCGCGCCGGGGAUGCCUGCGUCGAUGCCGAUGGGCACGAUGGGCAUGGGGCUGCCCAUGGGGAACUUCUCGAACCACCUCGCGAUGUCGUCGCUGAUGGCGUCGAUGGGGAUGACCAUGCCAGGCAUGGGCGGGGACGGCGCGGGGAUGCCUGUGCCUGUCGACGGCGGGGAGGGGCACGCCGUGGGAGUCGACGCGGGGGAGCCUGCGCCGCAGGGCGCGCAGGACGAGCCGCAGCCGGAGGGUGGUGCGGAGCAGGGAGGGGCGGGCGGGGACGGAGCGGGGCAGGCGCCGGAGUAG